This is a messenger RNA of Cucumis melo (muskmelon), 625 nucleotides long. RefSeq lists its product as uncharacterized. Bases 100 to 579 code for a protein of 159 amino acids. The record is from RefSeq and is a predicted model, not a curated record. The transcript has 2 exons. Lineage: Eukaryota; Viridiplantae; Streptophyta; Magnoliopsida; Cucurbitales; Cucurbitaceae.
UGAAAAUCAAAUAAACAUAAUUACCUUUCAUUCAAUCACACAACCACUCGGCGCCGGCAACAUCUCCUGCUCCGACGAAGUUAAUAUAUUUAAGUAGUAAUGGAGCAAGAGGUCGAGCUUGAAGGGAUAGUGAUUCCUGAUUCAUACCAAUCAGAAGAAGAACGUGAAGAACAUUUGAAGUCCAAAGGGCCUCCAAGUAGUUUCCACAGUUUGAUGAGAAGGAAUAAUAUGAUUAGUGAUGAUGAAGAAGAAACAGAAGAGGCUGAUUUAGAAGACAAAAAUAUUGUCAAUGAUCAUGAUGAAGAAGAAGCAAAAGAGGUGGAUUUAGAAGACAAGAAUAUUGUUAACGAUGAUGAAGAAGAAGAGGAGUUUUAUAUGGUUUGGUUUGAUGCAUUUUUGGCAAAACAUGAGUUUGAUAAAGAUUAUAUGGACCAACCUUCAGCACUACAAGAAAUCCUCAAAACUUGGCUCCAGAAAAAGGUUUGCUCUGCUAAGUUUCGUUUCAAAGAGGCUCAAACUGAUCUUCGCUUCAUCAACUUUAGAUAUGUUCUUUGCAAACAAUGGCUUUCUUCCUUGUGACAAUUUAAAGCACUCCAUGCAUAAUCUAUUUCUAUUUUCUGAUCUU